Messenger RNA from Oncorhynchus nerka (sockeye salmon), 4439 nucleotides. Its product is annotated as AP-3 complex subunit mu-2-like. Bases 351 to 1625 code for a protein of 424 amino acids. Gene Ontology annotation, cellular component: cytoplasmic vesicle; clathrin adaptor complex. The transcript has 9 exons. The record is from RefSeq and is a predicted model, not a curated record. Gene Ontology annotation, biological process: intracellular protein transport; endocytosis. Lineage: Eukaryota; Metazoa; Chordata; Actinopteri; Salmoniformes; Salmonidae.
GCUUCCUCAUUCCGUUCCAGCUAACGGAGAAGAAGCGAAGGCAUUUUCUAAUCUUUCAUUGAGAAAAGGUGAAGGCGAGAGGAAAACACCAAUAGAUUGUCUUUGGUAUGUAAUUACACUUUCUAAACAGACGGAAUAGCAGUAAAAUAUUGAGAGCAAUGCAUGAUUAAUUCCGUUCUCGGUAUUCACCAUCGCUGAAUGACGGGAUCGCCUGCUGUCACAAGACAACUGUGUGUGGCGGGAGGAGGGUCUGAAUCACGGAUGUUUGUAGGGAUACAGAUGCAGGCCUGUCUUCCAGUAAAAUACCAUAUUACCGUCGACUCAUCUUAUUACUGCACAGGUUCGUGUGCAUGCAGCUUCCAGCCAAAAUGAUCCACAGCCUGUUCCUCGUGAAUUCCUCCGGGGACAUUUUCCUGGAGAAACACUGGAAGAGCGUUGUGAGCCGCUCCGUGUGCGACUACUUCUUCGAGGCGCAAGAGCGCGCCAGUGAGCCAGAGAAUGUGCCCCCCGUCAUCCCGACCCCCCACCACUACCUCAUCAGCGUCCUCAGGCACCGCAUCUACUUUGUUGCGGUCAUCCAGAGCGAGGUGCCGCCGCUCUUUGUCAUCGAGUUCCUACACAGGGUAGUUGAUACAUUCCAGGACUAUUUUGGGGUGUGCACAGAGGCAGCGAUCAAGGACAAUGUGGUGGUAGUAUAUGAGCUGCUAGAAGAGAUGCUGGACAAUGGCUUCCCCCUGGCCACAGAGUCCAACAUCCUCAAAGAGCUCAUCAAGCCACCCACCAUCCUGCGCACAGUGGUUAACACCAUCACAGGCAGCACCAAUGUAGGGGAGCAGCUCCCUACUGGACAGUUGUCUGUAGUGCCAUGGCGACGCACUGGAGUCAAGUAUACCAACAACGAGGCCUAUUUUGAUGUAGUGGAGGAGAUUGAUGCCAUCAUUGAUAAAUCAGGCUCCACUAUCACAGCAGAGAUCCAGGGGGUGAUUGAUGCCUGUGUGAAACUAACGGGCAUGCCUGACCUUACUCUCUCGUUCAUGAACCCUCGUCUGCUAGAUGAUGUGAGCUUCCACCCGUGUGUGAGGUUCAAGCGCUGGGAAGCUGAGAGGAUCCUCUCCUUUAUCCCCCCAGACGGAAACUUCCGGCUGCUCUCCUAUCACGUCAGCUGCCAGAAUCUGGUGGCCAUCCCAGUGUACGUCAAGCACAACAUCACGUUUAGGGAGGGUAGUUCUCAGGGCCGCUUUGAGCUGACCCUGGGCCCCAAGCAGACCAUGGGGAAGGGGUUAGAGGCUGUUCUAAUCAGCAGCCAGCUACCCAGAGGAGUCCUCAACACCAACCUCAACCCCUCCCAGGGGACAUACAACUUCGACCCUGUCACUAAGCUCUUGUCAUGGGACGUGGGUAAAAUCAACCCUCAGAAGCUGCCUAGUCUAAAAGGCUCUAUGAGCCUGCAGGCAGGGGCCGCCAAGCCAGACGAGAACCCCACCAUCAACAUCCAGUUCAAGAUCCAACAGUCGGCCCUUUCAGGACUGAAGGUGAAUCGGUUGGAUAUGUACGGGGAGAAAUACAAACCAUUCAAAGGCAUCAAGUACAUGACCAAGGCCGGCAAAUUCCAGGUGCGGACAUAGAGGCUCCGCUCUCUGGCCUCUGCACCAAUACUACUACUGUAAAAGAGAGAGGGGGAGGUUUCCGAUGGUGGGGAAUAAAUACAGAAAAUAUAGGGAAGGGAGUGGCUAUGGUACAUUCCCUGUGUAAAUGCAUUUCAGGAUUUAUCCACACAAACUGUGGGCUCUGCUGUCUAACUGAACUAGCUACCACAGAAUGUGUGACACGACACACAAAAGCAUAUUUAAUGGAGUUGUUUGCACAGUCAAAUAGGUGGCGAUAAGAGACUAUCCGUCUUAAUGUGUCUACAGCAUUUUUGGUAAGCUAAAGCCUGGAAUUGGUCUCUCUGUUGUGUCAUUUCUGGUUCCUUUUUCCAAUCUCUUUGCUACCCUUUGAGUUCCUUUUGUGAGUGAGAAUAGCAGGCAAAAUGGUUUGUGUGCUUCUGCUACUACUUUUCUUCUCAUGCUCCCAUCCAUUCCUUAUAACCAACGGCCCAGAGUUUGGGUCAAUUCGAGUUAACACAGCCACACUGUCAUAAUUAUUUAUUGAGUGUAUUAAAAAAUGUUAACCUUUAUUUAACUAGGCAAGUCAGUUAAGAACAAGUUCUUAUUUACAAUGACGGCCUACCAAAAGACAAAAGGCCUCCUGUGGGGACAGGGGCCUGGGAUUAAAAAGAUAAAUACAAUAUAAAUAUAGGACGAAACACUACAUAAAAAGAGACGUAAGACAACAACAAAACAUGACAUGACAGCAACACAACAAUGGUAGCAGCACAAAAACAUGGUACAAACAUUGGGCAAAGUCAACAGCACAAAGGUCAAGAAGGAAGAGACAACAAUGCAUCACGCAAAGCAGCUACAACUGUCAGUAAGAGUGUCCAUGAUUGAGUCUUUGAAUGAAGAGAUUGAGAUAAACUGUCCAGUUUGAGUGUUGCAGCUUGUUCCAGGCGCUAGCUGCAGCGAACUGAAAAGAGGAGCGACCCAGGAAAGUGUGUGCUUUGGGGACCUUUAACAGAAUGUGACUGGCAGAAUGGGGUGUUGUAUGUGGAGGAUGAGGGCUGCAGUAGACAUCUGAGAGAUGCCUAAGCGAGUUAUAUAAAUAAUUAUCAACCAGUGGGUCUAGCGACGGGUAUACAGAGAUGAUCAGUUUACUGAAGAGUAUAGAGUGCAGUGAUGUGUCCUUUAAGGAGCAUUGGUGGCAAAUCUGAUGGCUGAAUGGUAAAGAACAUAUAGCCGCUUGAGAGCACCCUUACCUGCCGAUCUAUAAAUAAUGUUUCCGUAAUCUAGCAUGGGUAGGAUGGUCAUCUGAAUCAGGGUUAGUUUGGCAGCUGGAGUGAAAGAGGAGCGAUUACGAUAGAGGAAACCAAGUCUAGAUUUAACUUUAUCCAGCAGCUUUGAUAUGUGCUGAGUUAAGCACUGCACUGUCUAGCCAUACUCCCAAGUACUUGUAUGAGGUGACAACCUCAAGCUCUAAACCCUCAGCGGUAGUAAUAACACCUUUGGGAGGAGGGGCAUUCGUCUUACCAAACCACAUGACCAUAGAUGACCAUGAUAGAAAUGAUGGCUAAGCCCGGCCCAUUUCUACAAUUAAUCUUCUUCAAAUCUGAUUUUACCCUAACCUUAAAGUUAGACCAAAUAUAUAUAUUUUUUCAUCAAUUUGGACUUUGAGGCUGUAGAAUCUGACUUUGUGGUUGUGUUAUCUAGUGGGAUCCCAGAGUUUCUUCUGGCCAGGACUGGAUAAGUUCCUGGCUCUACCUAUAUUACAUGUUAUUCUAAAUUCUGUAUUCCCUUGCUACUUUCUCCCUUUACUUAUUCCAAUGCUCCCUGUUUUCUGAACUUCUCUCUUCAGUCCUCCAAACCAAAUGCAUUUCUGUGUCUCUCUGUUAUCAACUCUGGAGUCACACGCUGGAGUUUGAGAAUGCAACAUGAAAUUCCUCCGCCUGACUCAUUCACUACCAUGCCUAUUGUUCUGUCAACAGUUAAUAGUGUAGGCAUAACCAUGUCAUUCUCAAAUCCAAUCUAGUGGUUUGUAGGAUGAGGUUGACACAGUAUGUUACUGUUUUUUGCUCUUUUUCUAUAUCAUGUAAGGCGUCAGGUCGAGCACCUUGCUGUGGCCUACCUGAUGUUUUAUCCACCUUAAUCCAUCCUGAUGGCCUUUUUAAAAGUAUUAUUUAUUCAACAAUGAUAUAAUCCUGAUACGAGCACCAAAUCGCAUGCUGAAUAACCCAGCUCAUAUCAUGCAGCUCAAAUGUAUCUUUAUUACUCUAUAGUGAAUUAUACAGAGGCUUGAGCAUCAUGAAGACCAAUAACAUGAAACAUGCUGCCCCCCUAUGAUGUUAUUGAAGCUGUUACUCACAGUGGCCUGGCUUUCCUCUGUGUAGGUAUGUUUUCUAUAAGUUCUCCAUACUGCAGUUUGAUGACACGGUUGGUUGGGUUUCCCUAUCAAGAAUGUUCAAGGUUCGGGUUUACAGCUUUUGUUUUGUUUGUGUGUUUGUCAAAUGAAUUCAAAUUUAGUUUUACAAUGCUAUGACAUUAAAGAAUUAAGAAGUGAUAUGAUAUACGUUGAAUUAUCCAGUCCAUUGUGUUCCCCUCUGAUAGAUACCAGGACAUCACAAAUCAAUGUAGUGGUUGUACCAACUAAAAUAACCUAAUUUGUCUACAUGUUUGUUGUUACAAACAUGUAGACAAAUUAGGUUAUUUUAGUUGGUACAACCACUACAUUGAUUUGUGAUGUCCUGGUAUCUAUCAAACACAUUUCUGUCUAAAAAUCAUUGAGUAUUAUAAGAGCCCAUUUAUGAUGAUGUAUGUGAGGUUUGAUUAAAGGUUCAUGCCAUCCUU